UGAGAAGAGUGAAGCCCGCAGGGGGAGGAGGCCAGGAGGGAGGAGGGGCUAUACAGUAAACACGAGCUGCCCGCCGCCCGUACCUUCACUCGAGAUGCCGCCGCUCGGGGAACCUUCACUAAGCCUGACCCUGAGCAAAGGUUACGCAGAGAGUGGCAUGGAAGGGCGGCGCGGGCACUUCACUAUACCUGCCUGCACCUCCCACCACUAGGAACCUAAGAAGUCUUGGUGCUUAACAUGGAAGAAGAAAAGUUAGCUGCUAAAAGUCAUUCAAGAGUACAAUUAGAUUAAAAAAAUCAUUUGAUAGGAAAGUAUUUUGAAUUACUAAGUUGCAUUAAUGUGCGCUAGGAAGAACUCUAUACCAAGUACUACCAAAGAUUAUACAUACUAGAUUAUAUAGAUCAGAAAAUAAGCCUCAGAAAGACUGCUUAUUUUAUUGUAAAUAAGUACAUAAGGAAUGUCUGUUUAGCUGAUGUACAUGCAUGAGUGUAGUUGUGUGAUAUGGUUGGGCUUGGGUGGUAUGCCUGGUUAGCAGUUUGCCUCCUGUGGUGGAUAUUCUCUGUGGAGGUGACUGCCCAGCUGCCCGACGAUCUGCUCACCACCACAGUUCUUAUGACAUUGCAGUACUCCUUCAUGCUGCUGUUCAUCAUUUCUGCAGCACAUCUCUACCACAACCUGCUCCCACAUCCCACCCAAGGAAUCAUUGGCAAGGGACUCUCAUGAAUGUGGACUCUUGAAAGGAUUGCAUACUGAAUAGAACUGAAAUUUAUAGGGAAAAGAAACUCUAAUGAAAAGGAUAGCUGAUGAGAGCAGCAGUCCUCACAUUAACUGAAAGGGAAACACCCAGGCCUAGCAUGGUGGUGUCUAUGGCAGGAGUGCUUGUUGCCCUGGCAGUGGUGGCAGGGCAUGUGUGGGUUGUCUACAUCACUGCGCCACACCUCCUACCCCCUGAUGCCUGGCUCAUUACUGCCCUUGAUCUGCUGGCUCACUGGGCUCUGGUGUGGGAGAUCACUGCUUUCUGCACAUUUCUUAAUGAGGUGGAAAUAAAAGGAAAUAGUGGUGGGUUUGUGACCGAAUUAAGAAACAGAUGGAUAUAGUGCAUCUUUGAAGCGUUGUUAGUACAUUGCAAAAAAUAAAAUAAAAUAAACUGAAUAGUAUUUAAAAGCAUCUUAAUUGUGUGUAAGGCAAAUUUUAAUGAAAAAUCAUAUUAUUAUAAGUUAACAUUUUCAUUAUGGAAAAAAGUGGAAAUGAAAACAGUCUACAUGUCAGCAUAAAGUUGCACGCUCUCAGUGUGAUCAAGCCAGCUGUUAACAUUGAUACCAUGAACAACUCAACUUCUGGGGAGAAUAUAGACAUUCCUGGCAAUGGUGCUGACAAUAUGAAGACUGAAAAAGCAGAUCAUUCCAAGGCAGAGUCACUGUCAUCAUCAGAGGAAGGAGAAUAUAUAUCCUGCACUAAUUCAGUAGCACCUGAGGAAGCCAGUAGCCAUCCAUCCCCAGUGCUGCCACCUGAGCCCACUUGUAAUGUAAAGAUGAGUGCAAACGUGGCCAGUAAACUCAAUCAAAUGCGUGAGUCAAGGGAGAGUUUGGAUGAUAACACAGAAAACAGUGAGGAUUUAAUAGAUGAAAUGAAUGAGCAACCUCACAUGGACCCUGGUACCCAGAAUGCCACUAGCACCUCACAGAAACCUUUGUUGCGGCAGGUGUUUCCUUGUAUUUCCUGCCUUCCAUUUGAGAACAAUAUUGUAUUCUGCUUUGUUCUCUCUGUCUGGGAUAAUAUAGUUGGGCCUCAAACUGUUAAUGUGUGGAAAAGAAAAUCCUUUCCUACUCAGAAGACCUUUGAUGAUUUGUUUGAGGGAGAAGUGGAGGUUGGUGAAGAUCUCACAAAUGUAAGGAGAGCAAGCAUCCAGUCACUGUUGGGCAUGGAGGCAACACAUCAGAGCACUCCCACUUCAGUUGCUGGGAGUUGGUCAGAAAAACAGAAUGAGGGUAGAAUUAAUUCUAGAAGCUAUAGCAGCACCUCCAAUGAUUCUGAUAUGUAUUCUUCCACUGAACAAGAACGGAAAUCUCCAGCAAAACGUAUUGGAAGACUGUUAAGCAGCACCAGACGGUUAUCAUCACCACGGCUAAAUAGAGAUGGAAACAGAGGACUGUCAAGUAGUGCUGAAGCCUUCUGUGAAGAUGUUGGGAAUUCCAUUUUGAUGCAGUCUCUCAGCACUAUCAAGGAUAAACCAAAGACAGCACAGGGAGAUGUGAAUUUCAGACCUGAAGAUUUUCAAGAUGGAGGUGCUCUUCCAGAACCUAGAGUAAAGGAGCAAGUUCCUCAAAGUGAUCCUGCAAAGAACUUCAUUGACUGUGAAGGAGAACCAGAGGGACAAGAAUUUGGCAGCAAGUGGGUGUAUGGACGCAGCCGGCUGAGAGUGGGCACAGUGGUAUGGUAUGUGACAGUGCACAGCGUUGGGGUUGGACAGGUGGGGCCGGCCUCCAAGAAAGUUACUUCCUCCCUCCAUGUUGUGCCACACCAGGGAAUCAUCAUUGUUGCUGCAAGGUUCACUGUGGAUGAGGAAGAAGGUGCUGUGCCAUACUGCCUCUCCAUGGUGGUGCCUCUUGAGGAAUACAACAACUUCCUCCCACUCAGUCAAAUGGUCAUCAGGUGGCUGGUCACCAUUGCAACUACCACAAGAUUAUUACUUACAAAGCAUGGUCUUAAAGGAGGAAAACUAGUGAAGGAGAAGCUGGUGGAACUGUGUGAGGUGCUUGUGGCCCUGCGCAGCGCCUCGCUGGACCAGUACCCGCUGACCCCAGCUGGGCAACCUCCAGAUGACCGCAGGUUUGCAGAGGUGAUUCUGACAUCACACCUGCAGACCAUGGGCAGCACAGUGGUGGUGGCAGACUCCCCAAAUGCUGCCAAUAAGGUAAUAAUGUGGUUGGCACAGUUCUCUGACCCCAGCACCCUCCCAGCCUCCCGAUUGUGCCUCUCCUACACACAGUGGCCCUUCCAUCCUGGUCUUUUCAUACAGGGAAUAGUACGGAGCUCAAAUGGGGAAGUGAACCUCUCUGCUCAGAAGUUGAUCCAGUCCUCCCGGCCACUGACAGUCGUUGAUGUCAACCGAGGCACAGUGAAGCAGACUGGUCCUCCUGAUCUUCAUGCUCGUCGCAACUCCUCAGCUUUGCGUCAGGAACUAGUCUCUCUCUGGCAUGGCCUCUCAGACAUAUCUGUACCCUCAGAGAGCCUGCUGGAGUCCAUGCGUUCGGCAGCCCCCAUGGUGAAGCGUUUCCUGCAUGACUAUGACCGCUUGAGUUCCUGCACUAAUGAGGUGCGGCAGGACUUUAUACGAGCAUUUUUGCGGUCUCUCAGCUACACUGCCUUGGCACUCAUCACCUGGACUAGACAUGAGUGGUCAGUCCAACGUCGGAAGUCUGGCUAUGGUUCCCUGAGGCGUGCACUGUGUUCUGUGUUUGACUUAGACGAGGCAGACCUGAAGGUAGUGCUGGCCCAGGCAGAGAUCCUCGAGCCUGGAUUUUACUCAUAUGUCUCCUCAUUGUCACAGUGAAGGUGGAGAGCAGCCCCACAAAUUCCAUUUUCUUCAGGUUGUAGUUUCUGGUCAGUCUGAGUAAUGUCUCAGCAAAGAUUUUAUCCUGCAAGAGAGAGAUUUUAGUAGCAGUGUUGCAGGAGUGAGCAGUUAGUUAAGUUACAUGAUUCAUUCUUGCCAUAAUCCUUAAGGAAAUGUCAUAAGAAAUUACUGCCGACCUCUGAUGUCAGGAAAAUAGUAUAUAAUUUAUUACUAAUGAAGUGGUAUGCUAUCAAAAAAUAUAUAUGUAAACUGUACAUAUAGUAUAUUGUAUACCCACUGUUUAAAAUGUCCAGAGCAAACAUUUCAUGAGAAUACAAAUAAUCCAUGUUAUGUUUGUGUUGAACUUGUCACAGCAAUUGUGUCUAGUCCCAAAUUUAUUCCAGGAUGUUGAACUUGCAUCUGAUUUCAUCGAUACAUUUCCUCUAUACAUUUAAGUAUAUUCUUAAGAUGAUGAAAGCUAAUAAAGAUCUAAAAAUCAUUGGUGUUGAGCAUGUAAUAGAAAACUUGUUCUGAGUCAGUACAAGGUGAACAUUUUUUUAUAUAGGAGUCUGGAAAAAACACCCAUGAUCUCGAUACAAAAAUUAGUGUGUGGCCCAAUAAUACUGCCAAUUAAGACCACCUAUACAGUCUUUUCAAAGGUUUUAAAUUAUCAGCAAAUUUUGUUUUUGUGUGAAAAAUAAUAAUGUUUUGCUUGUACAUAGUGAUGAUGGUACUGACAGUACACAUGCAAAGCUGUAGAGUGGUUAUUUUUGCACAUAGCAAAUUGCUUAUCAAAGUACACUUAAUGCUUAUCAAAGUACACUUAAUGCUGGUACAGAACAUUAAAAGCAGGCCUAGUAUUUAAAGUCUACACCAGAUGUAUGCAAGUAAGGAAAUCUUGCUUUUCUCUAAAAUUCCAUUGAGUUAGAACACAAUGUGAUUUCCUCUAAUUCAAAUAGUGUUCAAAAGCUGAAAACUACCAAUGUGAUUUCCUCUAAUUCAAAUAGUGUUCAAAAGUUGAAAACUACCAAUCAAACCAUUCACAAGAAGAAUCUACUGUAAUGUUUAAGUAAUUUUUGUAAAAUCUGUGAUAUGCUUUAUACUUUACCUUAAUGUAUUUUAAACUACUGCACCCACUGAAGUUCAGUACUAAUAUACAGCAAAAUAUACUUACUUUAGUUCCCAGUUAGAGAUGAUUCUGUCCACAAUGACAGCAGCAUCUUAAAUUCCUUCACAUGUUUUUGCCAUUAGUCUGUCUUUCCAGAUGUAAAAAUUUUCAAUCUACUGCCAGCUUGCUAUAGGCCAUUUAUAGCUUCAUUGUUGCUGCUAGCACUAUGCAGAGGGCACCAUGGAUGAUGGUCACAUUUAACCUCCCUGCAAAAUAUAUAUGUAAUAAAUUAUUGACAGUUGUGCUUCUUGGGCCCAAAAGAUAAAUUUAUGGUUCUAUAUAUAGUAGGGCUUCACUUUUUGAACUUAAUGCAGACUUAUGACUUGUAAGAUAAAUGGCAACCACAUCAAAACACACACACACACACACAAGAUCACAACUUGCUAAAAAUCUGGAUUAAAUUGGGUAUAUGCUACACUUCUUGAACUUAAAUAAUUUACAAAUUAUUAUGUGUUUGUGGUUUAUCCACCUCAGCAUGAAGCAUUUAUUGCCAAAGAUUUGGAAUUUUCCUGGUCUAUCAUACGAGCUGCACUGGACCUCAGCUGCAGCCUGACUGCACAGUGAAUUCAGUUCCCACUGGUGUGUGAGGGUGACUGCACAGCUGCAUUCAGUGAUACUCGUGCCUUCUUAUCUUUGUCGUCUUGAGUGUAUGGAAUAAUUUGAAGUGGAUAUUUUAAUAUGCUACAGUCAUCUUGAUUAUGAUUCACAUUACUCAAUACUGCUAGACAGAUGAAAAGUUGUUAAAAAGUUGCAUGUAGUUCUGUUUUAAUACUGUAUCUUGUCAAUGCUCUUAAUUAUUAAACAAAAAAACAUUCAACAUUUACAUGUGUACACAAAGUCCUCUAAGUUACUAGAGUCACAGUACAUUUAGUGCACAGAAUAUGCUUAGCUUGGCUUUCAGGUAACAUCAUUGUUGGAGUAACCAAAAAGGAAUUUUAAUUCAUUGCUGGCAUAAGAAUCUACCAGUUUUGCUAAGUUUAGUGCUAGAUAAUUUUGUAUGACAUGAUAAAUCACCUAAUUUAGAGGCUUCACUUGAAUUUAGACUUCAUAUUAAAAAGACCAUUUUUCAUGGAAAGCCAAAGUUAUAAAGUUCAUGUAACUACUGGCAACUGAACCACCACCAGUGCUUGUAGUAAAAUGAAAUUAUUCUGGAAAAUAGAUUACACUAUUAAUGAGUAACAAAUAAGAAUCCAAGAAAUGAUAAGUGAUAUAAGCUGUGUAUCAAAUUACUUCUUGAAAGAAAAAUCCAAAGGUAAAGACACAGAGUAGCCAGAAUUAUUGCUGGAAAUGAUUUAGUACAGUGACUACAUAAUGCUGAGAUCAAUAAAAUGCUGAUCCAUGAUAUGUUAUGUAGUGACAGCACUCAGAAAGGCCAUGCUACAAUUUUUCAUUUAGAAAAAAAUGAGAAUUUAAUUCUUAUAAUAUCCAGUGUAUGAAAUAAGGAUAACAUGUAUUGCAUUUGCAUAAAUUUGCAUGGUCUAGAAUUGUUAUACUGAUUUUUCUGUUGUAGAAUUUGUGGCUCCUACACUUACAUUGGCACAAUGUGAUAAUGCCAUUGUUCUGAAAGCAGUGCUAUAGCAUACCAUUUCAUUGAAGCUUGAAGAAAACCUAGGAUAGAGUAUAUGUUAGUGUGCUGCGUGCAUGCUGAUGGCCAGAUAAAAAUGUUCCUGUGAUUGUACUAUGCCUUAUCACCUGCCACCACUCUUGAGUUUUGAAGGUGUAGAUUAAGACUGCCAUAAGCCUCACAGUUAGUUGGUAUCAACACUAGUAUUGUUGCUUGUUAUUAUAGCAAUAAAAUAUUGAGGCUGUUAAUAACUUAUGAUACAUGUUUAAUGCAGCAUUGUUUUGAUUAUAUUUUGAAUAAAUAAAUAUUGCUGAGCAACCUGA
Messenger RNA from Scylla paramamosain (green mud crab), 6608 nucleotides. RefSeq lists its product as uncharacterized. Bases 1232 to 3553 code for a protein of 773 amino acids. Gene Ontology annotation, molecular function: guanyl-nucleotide exchange factor activity. Gene Ontology annotation, biological process: autophagy; endocytosis. The transcript has 9 exons. The record is from RefSeq and is a predicted model, not a curated record. Lineage: Eukaryota; Metazoa; Arthropoda; Malacostraca; Decapoda; Portunidae. Gene Ontology annotation, cellular component: endosome; autophagosome.